AAGUGAAUGAUUUAUUAGAUGAGAUACAAUUCAUAGUAAUAAAUUUGAUGGAAUUUCCCAGUCACAAAUAUAUAAAUUAAGAUGUUUGAGAUAUUAAACAGACCCUACGCCGAUCCCUCGGCGUUCUUCCUCGCUACUAGUCCGUGGCCUAUGGCUGUCAUUGUGGCGUUCUAUAUGAUGUUUGUGCUGAAGCUGGGACGUAAGUUUAUGGCAGAGCGGAAAGCCUACGAUCUGCGAGCUGUACUGAAGGUCUACAAUCUAAUUCAGAUCGCCUUCAAUGCCUUGUUAUUCUUAACUGCAGUUUGUUAUUUGACCAUAUCCAAAACUCAAAGCAUACAUUGUAUGUCAAUUCUGCCUUUGGAUCAUCCAUUGAAGAAAAUUGAUCGUCUGCUUUGCUAUGCAUACUAUAUCAACAAGUAUUUCGAUUUGCUAGACACUAUUUUCAUAGUGUUCCGAAAGAAUUACAAACAGAUUACGGCUCUGCAUAUAAUUCAUCAUCUGUAUAUGCCUGUGGGGGGAUACUUUGUUAUCCGACUCAUAGGGUUUGGGGGCCAUCUGAUGGUAAUGGGUGUCCUGAAUCUCUUCGUGCACGUUGUCAUGUACAGCUACUACUACGUUGCAUCCCAGCAUUCGACUAAUGACAAGCUAAUCUGGUGGAAACCGUACAUAACCGUAUUGCAGAUGCUACAGUUCGUUAUUAUAGCGGCUCAUUCCCUUUGGACACUGAUGCAGCCAAAGUGUGAGACUUCGCGUCCACUCAUCUAUGUGACAAUCUUCACAUCAGUGGGCAUGCUCCUUAUGUUUACCAAUUUCUACGUACACGCCUACAUUCUGCCUAAGAAAACGAAACUAAAGAAAUCAGACUAGAGAUGAGUACAGUUUCAGAUAUUAAAUGCCUAUUUCAAGUACAUUGCUGCCUCGGUCACGUCUAAAUUGAUUCGCCUUGUAAAGCUUUUAAUCAGCCUUACUUAAUGCUUAAGUGCUUUGAAUAAACGCAUUUUAAACUACUGUAA
This is a messenger RNA of Drosophila hydei, 1013 nucleotides long. RefSeq names its product elongation of very long chain fatty acids protein F-like. Gene Ontology annotation, cellular component: endoplasmic reticulum membrane. The transcript has 2 exons. Gene Ontology annotation, molecular function: fatty acid elongase activity. The record is from RefSeq and is a predicted model, not a curated record. NCBI's taxonomy places the organism in Eukaryota, Metazoa, Arthropoda, Insecta, Diptera, Drosophilidae. Gene Ontology annotation, biological process: fatty acid elongation, polyunsaturated fatty acid; fatty acid elongation, saturated fatty acid; sphingolipid biosynthetic process. The coding region runs from base 82 to 867 and encodes 261 amino acids.